Mytilus trossulus (common blue mussel) is the source of this 2104-nucleotide messenger RNA. RefSeq names its product linear primary-alkylsulfatase-like. Lineage: Eukaryota; Metazoa; Mollusca; Bivalvia; Mytilida; Mytilidae. Gene Ontology annotation, molecular function: linear primary-alkylsulfatase activity; protein dimerization activity; beta-lactamase activity. Gene Ontology annotation, biological process: antibiotic catabolic process; dodecyl sulfate metabolic process. The transcript is spliced from 7 exons. The coding region runs from base 117 to 1919 and encodes 600 amino acids. The record is from RefSeq and is a predicted model, not a curated record.
GACCAUAUAGUAUUAAUUUAUUAGAUUCAGUCACCUGUAACAGGUAGGAUUAAGUAAGACUACUCGUAUGCAUUGUUAGUAAACAAUAUUGGAUAUUCAAGGAUACAUUCAUAAGGAUGGCCAUGCUGUCAGUUUAUGCGGCGUUCCUAGCCACAGGUCUUGCUGUGGUUGCUUAUUUUGGCCACCAAGUAUGGUCAGUAAAUAAAGCGCCAACGAUGGCGGAGCAAGUUAAAAGAGAGCUCAUUCCAAAUGAGGAGUUUGUCAAACACUCUGAUAUAUUCAACAAGAAGGAAGUUUUAAAGGUUACGGAUAACAUCUAUGUAGCCAUUGGUUUUGCUUUAGGGAACUCUAUCAUGGUGAUCGCACCGGAAGGUCUUAUUAUUGUUGAUGUGACUGAAAGUGUUACAGCAGCUACAGAAAUUCUCAAAGAGUUUAGGAAGAUCACAAAUAAACCGAUCAAAGCUAUUCUUUACACUCACCAUCAUACAGACCAUGUAGGAGGAGCACAGGGAUUCUUAGAAAAGGGUGUUGCAUUGCCAGAAGUCUGGUCUCAUCAUAAACUACCACACGAAGUCGCUAGUUUCUUCAUUACAUCAUAUGGAGCUAAAAUUAGACGAUCAUCACGACAGUUUGGUGUAAUGGUACCAGAAUCACGCAAGAUUAAUGCUGCACUGAAUCAUUUACAGUGUGGUUUAGGUAUUAGCUUGCGAUAUGAUUCGCAUGGGUUCAUUCCCCCUUCCAAAUUGGUAACUGAGAAAGUCACAUUUGCUAAAAUUGCAGGACUAGAUGUACACAUCCAUCAUAUUCCAGGGGAAACAUCAGACCAAAUUGGUGUAUGGAUUCCGUCCUGGAAAGCAUUCCUCAGCGGUGAUGAUGUCUACAGAGCUUUCCCGAACAUUUACACCAUACGCGGAGCCCCAGCUAGAGAUCCGGUAGACUGGUAUACAUCUGUUCAGAAAAUGCUAGAUCUGGAUCCUGAUUAUCUUGUUCCUAGUCAUCAUCGGCCGCUCAUUGGGAAAAUCGACAUUCGGAAUGUACUAAUUCCUUACAGAGAUGGAAUUCAGUUCGUUCACGACCAAGCACUAAGAUUUAUCAAUAAAGGUUUGACACCCGAUGAAAUUGCAAAGCGUGUGAGAUUGCCAGAAAAAUUAGAGAAACAUCCUUACUUGAGAGAAUUUUAUGGCACAGUCCCAUGGUCAGUGAAAGGGGUGUUUCAGUUGUAUCUUGGAUGGUUUAGUGGCGACCCAGUUGAUCUGUUCCCCUUAUCAACACCAGAAAAAGCAUCACGUGUCAUUUCGUUAGCAGGAGGAGUUGAUAACACUAUAUCUGAAGCUAUUAAAGCCUGGAAUGAGGAUGAUAUACAGUGGUCUCUUGAGCUUGCUUCAUAUGUUCUCAUACAAGAUAAAAAUAACAAAGAUGCUAAGAAACUAAAAGCUGAUGCUCUCAACUUAUUGGGCAGCAGACAGAUCAAUUCUAUUGCUGCUAAUUAUUACAUCACAUGCGCACUCGAGACAGAAGGCAUUGUGAACCUCGAAGAUGAGUCAACUAGGAAAAACGAGUGGCAGAUUAUUGAAAAGCUGCCACUAAAACAGUUGUUCCAGAUAUUUAGUACUAUGUUCACGCCGGAAGUUGGCGUUUGUGAAACAACCGAAGGAGUCGUCCAGUUUAUCUUUUCAGAUACCAAUAGUUUUGUGGUAUUAAGAAUUCGAAAUGGCGUCGCUAUUAUUGAGGAGAAUGGAAGAGCAAAGAAUGCGGAUGUAACUGUAAAAACAACAGAGGCAAAACUUAAGGCAGCGUUUAUAACGAGACUUGAUGGAAAGGGAGACUUUACAAAAGACCUUAAUAUAGAUGGCGGUAUAGUCAAGUUUAAAAAUUAUAUGAAUUGUUUCGAAGAGGAUUUCCAACUUCUUUUGCCAUAAACAGCAACGUAAAAUUAGAAUAACAAUAUAUUAUAUACAAAACAAAAUAUUACAGGUUAAGCAAAUGUCAUUGUUUGAACCUAUCAUUGGAAAUCAGUUUUAUAUAACAAGUUAUCAUGACAUCACAUUCUUCAUAAAAUAAACUGUUUGUGAUUGACAAUAAAAUUCAUUUUACUAUUGACAAA